Trichoderma atroviride IMI 206040 is the source of this 2301-nucleotide messenger RNA. RefSeq lists its product as uncharacterized. The record is from RefSeq and is a predicted model, not a curated record. Gene Ontology annotation, molecular function: steryl-beta-glucosidase activity. Lineage: Eukaryota; Fungi; Ascomycota; Sordariomycetes; Hypocreales; Hypocreaceae. Gene Ontology annotation, biological process: ergosteryl 3-beta-D-glucoside catabolic process; carbohydrate metabolic process.
AUGGCAUCCUUUCGUCUGACAAUUGAAAAUGGCCAGUUCCGCGAUGGCCAGGGCCGCCAGCUCGUUCUCCGCGGCAUCAACGUCGCCGGAGACACCAAACUGCCCAGCAAGCCCAACCAGCCCUCUCACGUAGGCGACGACUUCUUCGACGGCGACAAUGUGACGUUCCACGAGCGGCCGUUUACCAAGCAGGAUGCCCCGAUGCACUUUGCGAGGAUCAAGCGCUUUGGCUUCAACACGAUCCGAUACCUGUUUACCUGGGAGGCCCUUGAGGCGGCUGGGCCGGGGAUAUACGACGAAGAAUACAUCAAGCACACGAUUGAGAUCCUGAGAAUUGCCAAAAGCUACGGCUUCUACGUCUUCAUGGAUCCUCACCAGGACGUCUGGUCACGAUUUACCGGCGGCUCUGGAGCCCCCAUGUGGACGCUUUACGCCUGCGGGCUGAAUCCCCAGAGCUUUGCUGCGACAGAGGCAUCGAUUGUCCACAAUACAUAUCCUGAGCCCGACCAGUUUCCCAAAAUGAUCUGGUCUACCAACUAUUAUCGACUUGCUGCCGGGACAAUAUUCACCCUUUUCUUUGCUGGCAAGGACUUUGCCCCGAAAUGCAUCAUUGACGGCGUGAAUAUCCAAGACUAUCUGCAGAGCCACUUUAUAAAUGCAUGCGCGCAUCUUGCGAAGCGUAUCCAUGAGGCCGGGGACCUGGAGAACGAGGUCGUCAUCGGCUGGGAGAGCAUGAACGAGCCAAACAGAGGCAUGACUGGAUACGCUGAUUUGACCGUCAUUCCCAAGGAGCAUCCCCUCAAAAAGGGAACUUGCCCGACCAUGUGGCAGACUUUCCUCACGGGAAUGGGCAGAGCAUGCGAGGUCGAGACAUGGGAUAUGGGGGGACUCGGGCCUUACAAGACAGGAACCAAGCUUGUCGACCCGCACGGCGAAUUUGCAUGGCUGCCCGAAGGAUAUGACGAUUCAAGAUACGGAUGGAAGCGCGAUGCCGGGUGGAAGUUGGGCGAGUGCAUCUGGGCGCAACAUGGCGUAUGGGAUCUCUCGACGGAUACUAUCCUGAAAAAGGAUUAUUUUGCCAAAAACCCCAAUACCGGGACAACGAUUGACUAUCCCGAAUUUACAAAUACCUAUUUCAUGGACUUUUGGCGGAGAUACAAAACGGCCUGCCGAGACCAUCACAAAGACUGUAUCAUGCUGAUGCAAUAUCCGACUCUGGAGCUUCCUCCCCAAAUCAAGGGUACCGAAGAUGACGACCCAAGGCUCGUUUUCACACCGCACUUUUAUGAUGGCAUUACCCUCAUGACGAAGCAUUGGAACAGCAGUUGGAAUGUCGAUGUCGUCGGUGUCCUGCGAGGGAAAUAUUGGCAUCCUGCUUUUGCUAUCAAACUCGGCGAGACGGCAAUCCGAAACUGUCUAAGAGAUCAAUUAGCAACUCUGAGGCAAGAGGGCAUUGAUCGGAUGGGUAACCAUCCUUGCCUGAUGACAGAGUUUGGAAUUCCCUACGACAUGGACGACAAGAAAGCAUACAAGACGGGAGACUACUCGAGCCAAUCCGCGGCAUUGGAUGCCAACUACUUUGCGGCCGAAGGAUCAGGAAUGGAAGGAUACUGCCUUUGGGUCUAUUCCAGCACAAACGACCAUGAAAGGGGAGAUCAAUGGAACGGUGAAGAUUUGUCCAUCAUUUCGGUGGAUGAUAAGCUUCCCGCUACAUCAUCCAUUCUAAGUGAGCCUGCUUUCGACCAAUCGACGUCCAGCCUGGUUAAAGGUGGCUCUGCUGUUGUUGCAGCGGAAACUUUGGAAGAAGCUGGUGUGACUCCAGGGAAUCUUCAACGAACACUUACGAAUCCAUCAAUCAGCUCUGCUCCCUCCGAUAAGGAUCCGGAGUUGACAAAUGCUCCGGGCUACCGUGCUGCAGAAGCCUUUAUUCGACCAACGCCGACGACUGUGGCUGGAAAAUUAAUCUCUUCUGGCUUUGAUUUACGUAACUGUACCUUUAAUAUCAAAGUUUCAGCUGCUCAGGCCGCAGCCGACGAUACACCUACUAUAAUAUUCCUUCCCGAAUAUCACUUCCCCAAGCAGGAAUGUGAAGUUGCAGUCUCGGCUGGCAGAUGGGAGAUCACUUUUGAUAACAGCCAGGGCACACUGCUUCAGCUUCUCAAAUGGUGGCAGCCUGAAGGAGAACAGACUCUGACGAUCAAAGGUCUGGUGCGAAAGUACAAUGUGGCCGAAGGCAGCCCUGAAGACUCGGGUUACCUGGAGCAGUGUCAAGCGAAUGCGGGAAAUUGUUGCAUCAUGUGA